UUUCCGGUCUUCCUCACUCUCCCAUUUUCUGUGAUUUUACGCGCAGAAAGGAAGCAACAAUGGCGGACGCUGCUCCAGCCGCACGUGGUGGUUUCCGUGGAGGUUUCGGCUCUCGUGGCGCGGGCGAUCGUGGUGGUCUGAGAGGCCGUGGACGCGGCAGAGGCAGAGGACGCGGUCGUGGACGCGGGAAGGAAGAGGGCAAGGAAUGGGUCCCUGUCACCAAGCUGGGUCGCUUGGUCAGAGACGGCAAGAUCCAGUCUCUCGAACAUAUUUAUCUGUUCUCCUUACCCAUCAAGGAGUUCGAGAUCAUUGACAAGUUCCUCGGGCCGGAUCUGAAGGACGAGGUUUUGAAGAUCAUGCCUGUGCAGAAACAGACGAGAGCAGGUCAACGUACACGUUUCAAGGCUUUUGUCGCCAUCGGAGACAGCAAUGGGCAUAUCGGGCUCGGAGUGAAAUGCUCCAAGGAAGUAGCCACCGCCAUUCGGGGUGCUAUCAUUCUGGCGAAGCUGUCCGUUGUACCCGUCCGACGCGGUUAUUGGGGCAACAAAAUUGGCAAGCCGCACACAGUGCCGUGUAAGGUGACCGGCAAAUGCGGUUCGGUGCAAGUGCGUCUCAUACCGGCGCCUCGAGGUACCGGCAUCGUGUCCGCUCCGGUUCCCAAGAAGCUACUCCAGAUGGCCGGUAUCGAAGACUGCUACACCUCGGCCAGGGGCUCCACCUGUACCCUCGGUAACUUCGCCAAGGCGACGUACGCCGCGAUCGCCAAGACAUACGCGUAUCUGACGCCCGAUCUGUGGAAGGAACAGGCUCUGGCUAAGGCGCCGUACCAGGAAUUCGCUGAGUAUCUGUCCAAGACUCACAAAGGAGGCGCGAGGGCAGCCGAAGUUGUCUAAAUAAACGCCCAGUUGCCACGAAAA
Messenger RNA from Temnothorax curvispinosus, 917 nucleotides. RefSeq names its product 40S ribosomal protein S2. The coding region runs from base 60 to 893 and encodes 277 amino acids. Gene Ontology annotation, molecular function: structural constituent of ribosome; RNA binding. Lineage: Eukaryota; Metazoa; Arthropoda; Insecta; Hymenoptera; Formicidae. Gene Ontology annotation, cellular component: cytosolic small ribosomal subunit; ribosome. Gene Ontology annotation, biological process: translation. The record is from RefSeq and is a predicted model, not a curated record. The transcript is spliced from 3 exons.